CAAGAAUGGAUCAACAUUUUUGUCAGACCUGCUUGUAAAGGUGGAAGAGUGGAGCACAAAAAGAUUGAAAAAGCCUCUGCAAACUUGGAGACCAAAAGAAAAUAUUGUUGCUGGAGGAUCUCUCAAGAGCAUCGAUUCCAACGCCAUCCCAUUGCUUCCCUCUUCUCCUGCCACUCUAAUUUGUAGCUCCAUUCUCCUCCUCGCUGCGACACGCACUGAUUUCAACUAUUUCGCCGUCAGCUUCUCGCACGAGGCCUUCCAUUUCCUCCUCGACCACCGUAGAAGAGAGGAGCGCGAUGAAGAUACUGUGCGACGUGUGCUGCAAGGAGGAGGCCUCGGCCUUCUGCUGCGCCGACGAGACCGCCCUCUGCGAAGCCUGCGACCUGCGUGUGCACCCGGCGAACAAGCUGGCCGGUGAGCACCGCCGCCUCUCGCUCUCCGCCCCCUCCACCCAGUCCCACCCGGUCUGCGAUAUCUGCCAGGAGAAUCGAGGGUUCUUGUUCUGUCAAGAGGACCGGGCGAUUCUUUGCAGGGAUUGCGAUGUUUCUGUUCACAGCGCUAAUCAUCUCACCAUGAAGCACAACAGGUUCAUCCUCACCGGCGUCCGGCUCUCCGCCGCUCCCGUCUCCUCCUCUCCCUCCCCUGUUCCGGAGGCUACGGCGACUAAAGCUGCGACCAAAACCAUCAUGACCAUGAACAAUCAAACAACGGCAUUGGUUGCAGAUGUUUCCUCCCCCAUGACUUUCACCAGCAGCAGCACGACGACGGUCACCAGCAACAUCUCGGAGUACCUCAUCAAGAUGUGCCCGGGCUGGCGCGUCGACGACCUGCUGGUCGACGACGAAGGCGGACGAGCUGCUGCGAUUCGUAGAGACGGAUCUGGACAGCGGCCGCCCGGGAACAGUGUCGGAGAAGUAUCCUAUCUGGGCGCGCCACGCGCCGCAGUUCACUCCGCCGGGUUCCCCUCCCGGCGGCGCCGGCUACCGUGCAUCGAACGCUGGCAAGGAGGUGUCUCUUAUCUUAUCUCCCAUGAAGGGGUGUAAGCGGGGCGAGAGCUGUGGAGCGAAGACGCAUUCACGGUGCCGCAGGUUUCCCCUGCUUCGACUCUCAGCAAGAGGCCAAGGCACGCCCGUUGGUAUCACUAACUUGUUAGUUCUUCCUUUCGUUUCCUCUCUAUUUGAGAGCUCGCUCAAACUCUAUACUCUUCACAGACUUUGUCGCCUUUAAUAUUUGGAUUUAGGAUUCUUCGAUGAUUGAAUUG
Musa acuminata AAA Group (dessert banana) is the source of this 1261-nucleotide messenger RNA. RefSeq names its product B-box zinc finger protein 20-like. Gene Ontology annotation, biological process: photomorphogenesis; regulation of DNA-templated transcription. Gene Ontology annotation, molecular function: zinc ion binding. The transcript has 4 exons. NCBI's taxonomy places the organism in Eukaryota, Viridiplantae, Streptophyta, Magnoliopsida, Zingiberales, Musaceae. Gene Ontology annotation, cellular component: nucleus. The record is from RefSeq and is a predicted model, not a curated record. The coding region runs from base 297 to 1043 and encodes 248 amino acids.